Messenger RNA from Thlaspi arvense, 696 nucleotides. The record is from the annotation of a GenBank genome assembly. NCBI's taxonomy places the organism in Eukaryota, Viridiplantae, Streptophyta, Magnoliopsida, Brassicales, Brassicaceae.
AUGGAAGAAUCAAGCCGUAGUGUUGUCUUCGACAAAUACGCGAUCGGAAAACUUCUCGGAACCGGUAAUUUCGCCAAGGUAUAUCACGGAACAGAGAUCUCCACCGGCGAUGAUGUGGCAAUCAAGGUCAUUAAAAAAGACCACGUGUCGAGACGAGGCAUGACGGAACAAAUCGAGAGAGAGAUCUCCGUCAUGCGUCUCCUCCGUCACCCAAACGUCGUCGAGCUCCGUGAAGUGAUGGCCACAAAGAGUAAGAUCUUCUUCGCCAUGGAGUACGUCGACGGCGGAGAGCUUUUCGAGAUGCUCGACAGAGACGGGAAGCUCCCGGAGGAUCUUGCGCGGAAAUAUUUUCAGCAAUUGAUAUCCGCCGUCGAUUUUUGCCACAGCCGCGGCGUUUUCCACCGCGAUAUUAAGCCGGAGAAUCUGUUGCUCGACGGAGACGGAGAUCUUAAGGUUUCGGAUUUCGGACUUUCGGCGUUGAUGAUGCCGGAGGAGCUAGGUGGGCGCCGUGGCAGCAGCGACGAUCUUCUCCAUACUCGGUGUGGGACGCCUGCUUACGUGGCGCCGGAGGUUCUUAGGAAUAAAGGAUACGACGGAGCUAUGGCGGAUAUUUGGUCGUGCGGCAUCGUUUUGUAUGCUCUUCUUGCUGGCUUCUUGCCGUUUAUCGACGAAAACGUCAUGACCUUGUACACGUAA